Messenger RNA from Aphanomyces invadans, 2420 nucleotides. RefSeq lists its product as hypothetical. Gene Ontology annotation, molecular function: methylmalonyl-CoA mutase activity; cobalamin binding; metal ion binding. Lineage: Eukaryota; Oomycota; Saprolegniomycetes; Saprolegniales; Verrucalvaceae. Bases 99 to 2321 code for a protein of 740 amino acids. Gene Ontology annotation, cellular component: mitochondrion. The record is from RefSeq and is a predicted model, not a curated record. The transcript is spliced from 14 exons.
GGCGCUCGCGUGUAUCUGCCGCUGCCGCUGCCGGCCGCUCGAUCCAACGCAUCCAUGGAGUUCGCUCGUCUGUGUGCUUGGAGAACCAACUCCGAUGUAUGAGUGACGACGCGCACAAGCGUCGCGUUGCGAAGCCUCUUCCGGAAGCUUGGGCGAAGCUCGCGACCAAGGAACUGAAAGGCAAAGACCCUGAACAGGCGCUGCUGUGGAAGACGCCUGAAGGCAUCAACAUCAAACCUCUCUACACGAAAGAUGAUGUGGAGGACUUGACCCCGGCCCAACUUCCCGGUGUGUUUCCCUUUACCCGUGGGCCGUAUGCAACGAUGUACACCGCCAAGCCGUGGACUGUUCGUCAGUACGCCGGUUUCAGUACCGCCGAAGAAUCCAACGCGUUCUACCGCAAGAACUUGGCCGCUGGGCAACAAGGUUUGAGUGUUGCUUUCGACUUGGCGACCCAUCGUGGGUACGACUCGGACCACCCUCGCGUUCAAGGUGAUGUCGGUAUGGCUGGUGUGCCCAUUGACUCUGUUGAGGACAUGAAGAUCUUGUUUGACGGCAUCCCUCUCGACAAAAUGUCCGUGUCCAUGACCAUGAACGGCGCCGUGCUUCCCAUCUUGGCUAUGUACAUCGUGGCCGCCGAGGAGCAAGGCGUCGACCAGAAGCUUCUCGCAGGGACGAUCCAGAACGAUAUCCUCAAGGAAUUCAUGGUCCGCAACACGUUCAUUUUCCCGCCGCAACCGUCCAUGCGCAUUAUUCAGGAUAUCUUUGGCUACACGUCCGAGUACAUGCCCAAGUACAACUCGAUCUCGAUUUCAGGGUAUCACAUGCAAGAAGCUGGUGCCGAUGCACGGUUGGAACUGGCGUUCACGAUUGCCGAUGGGAUCGAGUACGUGAAUGCCGCCGUCGCCGCCGGCCUUGAUGUCGAUUUGGUCGCGCCGCGUCUGUCGUUCUUUUUCGCCAUCGGGAUGAACUUUUACAUGGAGGUCGCCAAGCUCCGUGCGGCGCGUAAGCUGUGGGCUCUAUUGAUCAAGGAAAAAUUUGAGCCGAAGAACGCCAAGAGUUUGCUUCUGCGUACGCAUUGUCAGACGUCUGGGUACUCGUUGACGGAGCAAGACCCGUACAACAAUAUCAUCCGCACGACCGUGGAAGCGAUGGCGAGUGUGAUGGGGGGCACGCAGAGUCUUCACACGAAUGCGUUGGACGAAGCGCUUGGACUCCCGACAGAGUUUUCCGCACGCAUGGCGCGUAAUACCCAGUUGAUUCUCCAAGAAGAAACGGGCAUUCCCAGGGUGGCCGAUCCGUGGGGCGGGUCCUACCUUAUGGAGAACCUAACACAAGAGCUGGUCGAUUCCGCGAUGGAGAUUAUCCGAGAAGUCGAAGACUUGGGGGGCAUGGCCAAGGCGAUUGAGUCGGGGAUGGCGAAGCUUCGCAUCGAAGAAAGCGCGACGAAAAAGCAAGCGCGCAUUGAUUCUCGUGAAGAAGUGAUUGUCGGUGUCAACAAGUACCGUCUGCAAAACGAAGACCGUGUCGACGUGCUCUCGAUCGACAACACCAAGGUCCGCGAGCAGCAGAUCAACCGCAUCAACGAAACCAAGAAAAAUCGGGAUGACGCCGCUGUUCAGGAAUGCCUGCGCCGCCUGGUUCAUUCCGCAAAGUUGACCGAAUCCACUGGGCCAGGCAAGCAUGAGUACAACUUGCUCAAGUUAGCCGUUGCCGCCGCUCGCGCUCGUUGCACGGUUGGCGAGAUAUCCGACGCACUCGAGUCUGUGUGGGGUCGCCACGUUCCCAAGAGCUCGGUCGUGUCUGGCGCGUACCGCGACACGUUUUUGGGCACGGAGGCUGAAGGCGAGUACAACUCGGUGCUGGCCGAGGUCGAGCAGUUUGCCGAGAAGCAAGGUCGUCGCCCGCGUCUGCUUGUCGCCAAGAUGGGGCAGGAUGGUCACGAUCGAGGGGCCAAGGUGAUUGCGUCGGGGUUCUCGGACUUGGGCUUUGACGUGGAUGUCGGUCCGUUGUUCUCGACGCCAGAAGAAGUCGCACGGCAGGCUGUCGAUUCGGAUGUCCAUUGCGUCGGUGUGAGCUCGCAGGCGGCCGGGCACAACACGUUGGUGCCUGCCCUCAUGAAGGCGCUGAAGGAUCAAGGCGCCGAACACAUUUUGGUCAUUUGCGGUGGCGUGAUUCCCCCCAAGGACUACGACUUCCUAUACGAGCAAGGUGUGGGUGCAAUCUUUGGCCCUGGCACACGGCUGCCGGCUGCAGCCCACGAAACCCUCAAGGCCAUUUACAAGAAGAUCGAGCAGAACGAAGAGUCCAACAGUGUGUAGCGGGGCUCAGAGGUACACCCAGGACAACAGCGUUUUCGUGCAUGGGAUGAAUAUGUCAGUGACCGUUGGGGUGUUUGUGGAAUCGUCGCGAGUUUCGUC